Messenger RNA from Punica granatum (pomegranate), 979 nucleotides. The record is from RefSeq and is a predicted model, not a curated record. NCBI's taxonomy places the organism in Eukaryota, Viridiplantae, Streptophyta, Magnoliopsida, Myrtales, Lythraceae.
CUGGCGGCUCCUUUGCAUCUUCUGUCUCAGUCUCACACUACUGAUUGAAGUUGGAACUAUGGGCAAGGGAAGCAACUCUUCUUCUUCCAUUAACAGUAGCAACCGCAUGUCCCGUUCCAGCAGUGGCUCCUCCUUCUCGAGGUCGAAGAGAGACCUCGGCACCGAUCUGAGGCUCGCUCUCGGGUUUUCCACCUCUCAUCAACCUAACUUCUCAGGGGACCAGUGGCAGCAGUCGGAAUGGGCGCAGGACAGCUCAUCAGAGCCUUUGAGCAACUGCGAUUCGUCGAUGAUGGAAGUGGACGAGUCCGACAAUGCCACCUUCUAUGUGAAGGUUUACAUGGAAGGCAUCCCCAUCGGGAGGAAGCUGGACUUGUUGGCCCACGAUGGCUACUAUGCCCUCAUAACCACCCUCAAUUACAUGUUCAAUACCGCCAUCCUCUGGUCGGAGGAAGAUGGAGCACAAGCAGAAGGGUGUCAUGUGCUGACAUAUGAAGAUAAGGAAGGUGACUGGUUGAUGGUCGGAGAUGUCCCCUGGGAGAUGUUCCUGUCGAGUGUGAAGAGAUUGAAGGUUACGAGGAUAGGGUAGCAAGUGACAGUCGUGACAUUAUUCAGAAGGUUACUUACUGAUCAGAAAAUCGGCACGUGCGGCUGUCUUGAGGAGACAUUUGACGAGGUCCAGCAGCUUCACGUUGAUCGGAUCGAUGGAACGAGCAGGUCUAUCAAAGACGGGAGGACUCGUGAUUAAAGUGGAACCAGUGCAUCUUGUAAUAAUCGGUAUCAUGACAAGGAAUAGCUAGGUUACUUCAGAUAUCGGGACUGUAUGGUUGACAAGACUGAAAUAUAUAUAUGUGUGUGUGCGCGCGCGCGCGCUCUCGUUCCUCUCCGUAAUUUAAUUACCACCAUAUGUAAUCAAAUGACACAACCAUAAUGUAGUACGUAUUCUGAGAUAUAUGUUCAGGUAAAGCUUCGUGUUGAGCCU